This is a messenger RNA of Clupea harengus (Atlantic herring), 1749 nucleotides long. RefSeq names its product endonuclease domain-containing 1 protein-like. Gene Ontology annotation, molecular function: nucleic acid binding; hydrolase activity; metal ion binding. The record is from RefSeq and is a predicted model, not a curated record. Lineage: Eukaryota; Metazoa; Chordata; Actinopteri; Clupeiformes; Clupeidae.
CCUCUCUUUCUCUAUUUAUCGCUAUCUCCCACACACACACAGCCUCAGUACACCUCUACAGGAAUACCUCUCUACAGCUGGUGAUCUUCUCUGUGCAUUUUUACCAGGCAUAUUCUCACAAUGAAAUACUCGCUUUAUUUGUUUGCCAUCAGCGCACUUUAUCCUCUUUCUCAGGGAGACGUAGGGGAUUUCUCGCCCUGUGUAAACUCUUUCUACCGGGAUUGUCCACCCAGUGGGAUAGAGGGUACCCCCAUAUGCCAGAAUUUCAAGAACAAGUACCACUUCGCCACACUGUACAGCCGUGAGCGCCGGUCGCCGUGGUUCUCUGCGUACUUGUACACAACUCCAGCGGGUAAAAGGCCAAGGGGCUACUGGAAGUAUGAACCACAGCUGGCCAACUCCAAAGCCGAUGGUGCAAUGGUCCGUUUCCCCAGACCUCCUCACAAAGUGGACCAGAACGUGGUUGAGAGCCAGGCGGUGCAGCAGGACUACACCAAAUCCGGCUACACCCGCGGCCACCUCAACCCCAGCCUGCACCACCAGGACCGCAUCGACCGCCGCUCCACGUUCACCCUGACCAAUGUGGUUCCCCAGACUCAGGAGUCCAACGGCGGGCCGUGGGCGGCUCUGGAGAGCCACGUAAACAAGACGCUGAACCAGUAUUGUUUGGGCCGCGCACACAUUGUCACCGGCAUCAUUCCUUACAGGGUGGACCGCUGGCUGAAGGAGGAACACCGAGUGGCCAUACCCGAGUAUCUGUGGUCGGCUUACUGCUGCCCGUCCUACAGCCAGAACCUUCCGGAAAGCCUCAGGAAAACUUUCCCCACGUUUGCUGCCAUUGGCCGCAACGAUCCCAACAGCACGGAGGAAAUUGUUCCCGUUGACGGGACAAAGAUAAAGAAUGUCGGGUAUGACGUGAGGGCGAUGUCCCUUGCAGAUCUUGAGAUGUAUCUCAAAGAGAGAUACGGGAGCGAAAUUACUAUUUUCAGAGAUAAUUGUUUGGAGCCACAAGAUUAUCUUUGAUUUUGGAAUUGGAAUUGCAAUGUGAUUGGCCCCAGAGGAUAGAUGUGAAAAUGGUGCUGAGACUGGUAGACUACUAUAAUAAAGUGUAUGUCCUCCUUGAUAUAAGAAAAUGUUAGAUCAUGCAUUCAUGUCAUGGCACAUAUAAGAGGUGUUUACAGAAGACCAACACAUUAUAUAUAUCCUUUUUUCUUUUCUUCAAUGACUUCCAAACUUAACUAAUUUGAUACUGGACAGGUUUCUUUGUUGGAUAUCCAGCACUAGCUUGAUAAGCAGGCCUCUGUGUCCUGUAGCUUUGAUUAACUAGAGAGUGUGUUUUUGUCUGCCUCAUCUAUGUCUGCCUUUCCCUGUAUAAUGAGAUAAAUCACAUUGGGUUGAGUUGAACUGUGUGUAGAACUGCAUCAGUGAUGUGGAGAAAGCCAGUCAUACUUCACAACAUUUCUUCUGAGUUAUGACAAGGAUUUACCACUAGGUGGCAGACUGAUGCAGCAAUUUCCGCAGUUAUUGUUUGUUUCUGAUGUGAUUAGUCACAGUGAUGAGUAGUAUGAGUUUCUGUCUCUCACUGCAGGUUUUGCUUCUUGAAAAAUAACACACACAAAAUACACUCAUCAUGUGUGUGUACACACACUCACACACAUAGUAACACAAGUUAUGUGAUGCUUUGCUUUGACAUUACAAAAUGUUUGAUUUGCUUUGACAUAAUAAUAAAAGUUUUCUAAGUAUGUAUAA